Messenger RNA from Oncorhynchus mykiss (rainbow trout), 5159 nucleotides. RefSeq lists its product as uncharacterized. Gene Ontology annotation, biological process: single fertilization; acrosome assembly. NCBI's taxonomy places the organism in Eukaryota, Metazoa, Chordata, Actinopteri, Salmoniformes, Salmonidae. Gene Ontology annotation, cellular component: acrosomal membrane. The record is from RefSeq and is a predicted model, not a curated record.
UCCGUGUGUGUGUGAGCGGGAGAGAGCAAGAGGGAGUGCUGAAAAGCUUUCAGAACUUCGGCGCACACACACCACUGUGCAAAAUCAGUUGUAGAAAAAAGGGAAAGAGACAGACAGACGGAGGUUGUUGUUUGGAAAAACUGCAUAUUUUUUAUUUCAUUCUGCUCCUCCCCUCUUCUCUCUCGGCAUCUCUCUCUCCCACGCUACCGAGAAGAGAGCAGAGGCUUCAGCUCCCUGGAACUCUCCACUACUCCUAAGGGAGGUCAUGGAUGGACUGCGAUUACCUCCACUCAUUGAGGAUGCACUGGAAUCUACAGAUGAGCCCUGUGGAGAUCUGAAAGCGGAGAGCAGCCCCAGCCUGAGCCCCAGCAUGGACAAUGAGAUCACCGCCAAGGAGAGAGGAGUACUGGAGAACAACGAAAAGGAGACAAUGGACAGAGAUCAGGAGGAGGAGGAGGAGAAGGGGAGGAGGGAGCAGCAGGAGCCCCUGUCUGAGGAGCAGGAGCUGGAGGAGUUGAGGAGCCAGGUGCUGCAGCUCCUUCUGGAGUUAGAGGAGGCCAGGGAAAUGUCCAACAAACACCAGGAGGCCUUCCACGAGCUACAGGGUCUGCUGGAGGAUGAGCGUCUGGCCAGUGCCCACCAGGCAGAAGCCUUUGCACGACAGGUCCACAACCUGCAAGCCCAGCUGCGUUCAGUACAGGAGGAGAUGGACUCUCUAGAGGAGGAGAAGGAGAGUGAGCUGACUGAGUCUCACGAGGAGCUACGCCUCGCCCAGGAGGAGGUUCUGCUUCUGCAGCAGGCAGCUGAGGAGGCAGCGGCCGAGAGGGAGAACGACAUUGCGUCCCUGCAGGAGGAGCUGUGUCGCCUCCGGGCCCAGCUGGGGAGGCUCAACGAUGAGGCGCAGGAGUACGAGCUGGAGAUCACCACACUGAGAGCAGAGAUCAGCAUGAAGAGUCAAAGGAGGGAGGAAGAGAGGAAAGGAGGUGAUGUAGGUACACUGAGGCAGGAGUGUGUCACUUUGAGGGAGGAGUGUGAGACUCUGAAGGACGACAACAGACGCCUGACUGAGAAACUACAGCUCCUCCAACUACAGAGGACAGGCUCCAACAGCGUAUAUCUGUCCCUGAAGGAUGGUGAGAUAGCUGGUACAGGAGUGGGGGUGGGCACAGAGGAGGGGGGCAUGGCGGAGAGCUAUAUGACCAUGGUCGAGUGCCAGUCUACGAGCCCAGGCACCAACUGCCGCCUUGUGGACGCCUCCAUCCAGAAGAACAUUUCGUUCGAUGGGAAGCCCAUGACCCCCACCGGCUGGAAUGGAGGAUUUGGGGAGAUCUUCUCACUGAGGGACCAGCUGAAACAGGCUGAGGAGAAGGCCUUGCUGGUACAGAGACAGUGUGAUGGGUUGAAGACGGAGCUGCGGGAACUGCAGGAACUGUAUGACUGCAGCCAGAGGGAGAGGGCUGAAUUGGAGGAGGAGCUACUGCACUGCAAGGCAGAGCUCGAGAGGUUGGCUGGAGGGUGGCAGAGCAACCUCCAUUCGUCUGAGUCCCCUGUUCUCUCCAUCCCCUUCAUAGGAAUGAUUGUAAUAUUGGGAGUGGUUUGGUGCUGGUUGUCCGAGCUGGCGUUCCAGAAAGCAAGGGGAGUGAUAUAGAAUGGAACCCUAUUCUGACAGUCACCUCAGCAACAGCUGCGCUUCUGAUCAUGGUUAGCUUGUUGAGAGCCUUGACCUGAUGUUGAGCAGAAAGACAACAACUGUAUACGGACAAAGACAGUGAUGUCUGCUUAUAGACCGCUACCUUCCAUUCUACCCUCCUAUCACGUCUAUCUGGGACCCUACCAGGGCGCCAACAACAGAUCAGACACCAUUCCUCUAAUUCAUAGCUUGGAAGCAGCAAAAUAUAUUUAACUAUUCAGAAAAACACAGGAUUUGUGAAAGGAAUGUUCUGAAAUUGGUAGAUAAAGUGAUGUGCUGCCACAGCUUUUCAGAUGAAAACAGAUGGAUUCAUUUUCUCCCCUGUUCUGGGGAACACAUGUCAAGACUUAUUAAGAGAGUGUCUUCGUGAAGCUAAGAAGAGAGUGUGAAUACAUAGUUUCAAUGGGAGAGUACCUGUUGAGCCUAAAUCUAUGUCUACUCCUGUCGUAUCCUAUUCCUUUCCUGUCUCUCUGUUGAUUUGCUUAAGUCCUCCUGAGUUUGAAUGUCCAGUAUUAUUCUUAUACAACACUCACCUUGUCUUUCUACAUUAAUUUAUUAUGCUACUAUCAAUGUUGAGUCCUCUAUUGAUUUGCCUUUGUGAUUAGUUCUCUUUAACAAUAGCAACCUCUGCAUCUUGCACAAUUGCUGAAUAAAGCUCUUUAACUCAUGAUAUUGUAAAUAAGUACUAACAGAAAUGUUCUUCAAAUAUAAUUAUAUCUAUGUGUACUGAAUUAUUUAAAGCGCCUGUCGAACUCAUUCCACGGAGGACCAAGUGUCUGCAGGUUUUCGCCCUUGUACUAAUUCGUAAGCAACUCCCCUCACUUGGUUGUCUAGGCAAUAUUUUAAAAAAUAACAAAGACAAUCGGCACUCCGUGAAAUGAGUUUGACACCUCUGAUUUAAAGGAAUAUGUCAAAUACAUGAAAUAAUGAUGUAUUUUGAAUAGCUUGUGUCUUGUGAAUAGCUAAAACCCUAGGGAUUUCUCUGAAUUAAAGUGAAAUUAGUCAUGAAGGUCUAGUCUAGAGUGGCAGAUACUUUCCCCUAAAGGCAAUAACUAAUUUAUAACACAUACACUAUGUUCUCAUCAAUUAUACACUGUUGUGAAAAAGUUUUUGCCCCCUUUCUGAUUCUCUACUUUUGCAUAUUUUUGAUACUGAAUGUUAUCAGAUCUUCAACCAAAACCUAACAUUAGAUAAAGACCUGAGUGAAUGAAUAACGCACCAAUUACAUACUUAUUUCAUAAACAAUGUUAUGCAACACCCAAUAGGUGAAAAAGUAGUUGCCCCCCUUACGCUCAAUAACUGGUUGUGCCACCUUUAGCUGCAAUUACUCCACCCAAACGUUUCCUGUAGUUGUUAGGCCAUUCUACAAAUGUCACUGAGUUAAAGCAGAUCUGCAUGGAAGUGUGGGACAAGAUUCUUUCACAGUGAAGUGAGAGACUGAUCAACAACUACAGGUAGUGUUUGGUUGUAGUCAUUGUAGCUAAAAGUGGCACAACCAGUCAUUGAGUGUAAGGGGUCAGUUAUUUUUUCACACAGGGGAACUGGGUGUUGCAUAACUUUUGUAAUUAAAUCAUUAAAAUAUGUUUGUUAUUUGUAAGCUCAGGUUCCCUUUAUCUAAUAUUAGGUUUUGGUUGAAGAUCUGAUAAUAUUCAGUAUAAAAAAAUAGGCAUAAGUAGAGAAAAUCAGAGGGGCAAAUACUUUCACGGCACUCUACAUGUACAUUUACUUAAAAAUAUAAAAAUCAUUCCACUCGUUCUAUCUUUAGUGAGGAUGAGGAUGUUCAAUCUUUGUGUCGAAGUUGUAAAUACCUAUUUGUUAUGGUUUCCUCAUUAAAGAGAGAAGAGUAUGUGAGAUAAGCUCAGCUCUUCUAAAGCACCUGUCAACCCUAGCCCGGUGUUUCAAGCCUAUGUUUAACCACCACCUCACCCACAUAGGAGUGUCCUAGCUAUGUUUGUCCACAGUCACAGUCACUUUAAAAAAAAUGAAUUUAAUUUAGCCCAGGGCACUGUCAAACAGACUUGGGUUAAAAAUCUCAAAUCAGUUCAAAUACCUCAUCCGUGCUUGAUUGAGCUUGUUUGUUGAAUGCACCAAUACAAAAGUCCCAAAAUUGCAAACCACACCCAUCUGGCACUUCAGGCAGGCUAGAGAAAACACUCAGAGUAUUUGAAAGACGUCAAAUAGUAUUCAAAUAGUAUUUGAACCCAGGUCUGUCGCCGGUAAAGCCUGCAUGACUGCACUGUCAUACUAUGACAGUGGAAUCAACCUCCCCCCCAAAAAAUAAAUUCAGAUGCCAGAUUAAUAAACAAGUCCACUCACAUUCCAAGUAGGGUCACAUCUGGAGGUGUCUCUGACACGUCUUUGAUGUCUUCACCAGUUCCCCUUGAAAUCUGAAAUGGUUUGUGCAGUAACACAUUAGUGUUAAAUCACCUAUUUGUAAUGUAUUGAUCAUGUUAUCUACUUAUUUGAACAUACAGUAGCAGCUAUUCAGUGGGUAUUUAACUUUGAACUUGUGAAUAUUUACAAAACACCUGUACGCACUAAUCAUAAUUGAGUUUUCCCUGUAUCCUCUCUCUUUUAUUACUCAAAAUACUAUUAUUAUUCAGUAUUACUACUCUCGUUAAAAUGUAUAUAAAAAGGAACCUACAGGUGUUUUUAUGAGAAGGACAAGCGGCUUUAGUGUCUUUGCUUGGUGUUUGCACAUGUAGUUGAGACUGAGAUGUCAUUCAAAUGAAUUGUUCAGAUUGUUCUAGUUCCAGGUACACAGCAUGAGAAUGUUGACAGUCAGCAUUCCAUAGUUUAAUGCUCUUGUGGUCAUACCAGAGAUAGUACAUUUACUUUCUACCAUAUCUGGUCAUAACAUGACAAUAAGGAUGAGUGUGGUGGUGGCAGAGUAGACUAAGUGGCAGCUAAACCAGUUUGAUUGCAGAAACCAUUCUUGAAAUUGGAUUGUUAUGUCAAUUAUGUUCAUUUUCUUUGCUAAUUCAAAAUAUGUCUAGAUUGAACUGUCACAUUCAAAUCCAAGGCAGCAUUUUAAUGGUUUUAACUUCUCUGAUAACACCUGGGAAAUUUUGUGACACAGUAAAAGUAUAACUACUUCCGAAUGUAAAAAAACGCAUGCUACAUACAGUCUAAGAGAAAUGUUAUAGUUCAUUUAUGUUUAAUAUGAUGUUUCUGUUCUACUCUGUAUUUGAUGUAAAUAGUCAGAAGUGGUAUAGAGUAAUGGGAGAGAUAUAUUUCUCCAUUUGUAAUAGAUUUGUAGAAAGUCGAUCUAUUUUGAAAGAGCAGUGUAUAUUUGAUAGCCAAAUUAAGCUAUAUGUAAAAGCCUAUUCAUGGUGAGUUUAUAUUGAUAAUUGUUUUCCAUACUUAUGUUUGGUUGAGUAAUCACUGGAUGCAUAUAGAGGUUUUUCUUCUUUCUUAUUUGCCAGUAUAAGUAUGCUAUCGCUAAAAAUAAACAACCCACCAAAAGCAA